Messenger RNA from Venustampulla echinocandica, 2295 nucleotides. RefSeq lists its product as uncharacterized. NCBI's taxonomy places the organism in Eukaryota, Fungi, Ascomycota, Leotiomycetes, Helotiales, Pleuroascaceae. Bases 1 to 2295 code for a protein of 764 amino acids. Gene Ontology annotation, molecular function: zinc ion binding; DNA-binding transcription activator activity, RNA polymerase II-specific; RNA polymerase II cis-regulatory region sequence-specific DNA binding. Gene Ontology annotation, cellular component: nucleus. Gene Ontology annotation, biological process: regulation of transcription by RNA polymerase II; DNA-templated transcription. The transcript is spliced from 3 exons. The record is from RefSeq and is a predicted model, not a curated record.
AUGGCUGAACACGAUGGACGGCGACGACGGCCAGCUGUAUCGUGCUCGCUCUGUAGGAAGCGCAAGAUCCGAUGCAAUCGAGAAACGCCCUGUAGCAACUGUCGGCGGGCCAGAAGCGGGGCUUGUAUCUAUGAGAAUCCCAACCAUCCUCCUCCUUCACCUUCUCGCAAUCAAACAAUUGGGCCUGGCCUAGCGGUUCCAAGCUCUCGAGAGUCAAUACCCAUUGAUAGUUCAAGCCAUUCGUCAAGCUCACACGUUGCCGCGUCAACAGACCCAUCGACGCCUACGAGCCAGCUAUCCGCCCAAGAUGCCGAGUCGUUGAAAUUGAAGCUUAGGAUUCGCCAGCUUGAAGACCAGCUGUCGAAAUCAACCCUACAGACCAUACAGUCUCCCGUCUCGACUCCCCCGAACUCAAGCAUCGAGAAGACAAGCUCUCAUCUCGGCGGAACCUUUCAUGUCCUUUGUGAGACUGGCUCCACCGGCCAACCCCAAUCCAUUGCCCGCAGCAUCACGCAUAAGACACGCUUGUUUGGCCAAAGCCAUUGGGGAGUAAACGGAGUACUCCUAAUACGCGACAUCUGGGAGACCAUUGAGCCCCAUCUACUAGAAGGUAGAUCGAACGCCUGGAUGGGAAUAGAAAGGUGCAAAUCCUUGGCAAGGGUCAUUAAAGCGCGGCGGACACCUCCAUGGCCCUCACCACCCACGUCCGAUUUACCCUCUAAAGUGAUCGCUGAUGCGCUAGUCGACUGCUACCUCCGGACGACGGAGGCUAUUUAUCGAGUCCUACAUAUCCCUACUUUCCGCAGGGACUACCAAACGCUCUGGCUCUCACAGAAUAGCCCUGACCCUAAUACAGCUUUCUUAGUUCAGCUUAAACUCGUGCUUGCUAUUGGCGCGGUUACGUACGAUAAGCAAUUUUCAUUGCGAGCCUCAGCUGUCCACUGGGUUCACGAGUCAAUAGCUUGGAUUUCAGAGCCCAAGUUCAAGUCACGGCUAGACAUCCCUAUUCUGCAGACUAGCCUGCUUCUUUUGAUUGCCCAGGAAAGAGUAGGAGCCGGUGGAGACUCGAUAUGGAUUUCGAUCGGUACAGUGUUCAAGAAAGCAGUCUUCCUAGGUCUACAUCGAGAUCCUGCUCACCUACCUAAAGGAACGGUUUUUGUUGCCGAAAUGCGACGAAGACUUUGGAACACGAUCCUGGAAAUGACCUUACAGUCUAGUUUAUCCUCUGGAGGACCUCCCUUUAUUUCUCUUGACGAUUUUGAUACUGCGCCUCCCGGCAAUUUCGACGACGACCAGCUCGUGGCCACCAACGAUCCAGUGCCAAGGCCGGAAGAUGUCUUCACGCAAGUGUCUAUCUCAAUAGCACUUCACAAAACCUUUUCACAGCGCCUCGCUGUAGUAAAGUUCUUAAACGAUCUUUCCUCCUCUGGCACGUACGAGGAAACUCUUCGGCUCGAUGCACAGCUCUGGACGGCAUACAGAGAACUAGGUCGAACGUUGCAAGCUUUUAGUAAGUCGGGCACUGGAACGUCACCUACUGGAUCUUCGCUCUCUCCAUUCGAGAUCCGGGCAGUGGAUUUCGAAAUGCAUCGAUAUCUCUCGUCUCUUCAUGUCCCGUACUUCGGCCCGGCACUCCACGAGACAGCCUACGCAUUUUCCCGCAAGGUUGUAGUUGAUUCCUCGCUCAAAAUCUGGCGGGCGGCGUAUCCGUCUUCCGGUCUCACGUCCAUCACCGAGGCAACUUCGUCAGACUGGGACGAUUUAGCGCAGCUUGCGGUCUGCAGCUCGGGAUUCUAUUCAACGGUCACUAUUCAUGCUGCAUUGCUCAUCUCGAUGGAGCUCCGGACGCAGCUACAAGAAGAGGAAAGUCUGGUUCCCGUGCCUUUGCGGCCGGACCUAUUGACCGUGCUAGACGAGGCUAAGGCCUGGUGCUUGCGGGGCAACGAGGUGGGUGAGACUAAUGUGAAGGGCUAUUUACUCAUGAGUGUGGUUGGGGCCCAGGUCGAAGGACUCCAGCGCGGCCUGGACAAGGACGCCAUUACCCAACUUCUGAUUAGGGCUGCGGAGAAUGUAGAGGAGGAAUGCUUGCCAAUCCUCAAACAAAUCGCGGCGACCCAGGGCCAGGAGGAGGGAGCUGAGGAGGAUAUGCUUCUGCAGGAGUCAGUGGCCACACCGGGAGAAGUAAUGGAAGACUGGGGCUUUAUGAACCCAGAUGGUAUGUUCGACCUGGGCAACACCGAGCCACUGAACUGGAUAUUUAACGACGAUAUUGAUCAUAGGAUGCCGACACUUUAG